AUGAACGCGAUUCGCCAAACACAGGCACUGAACAAGCGCGAGCUCGAGAACGCAGUGCCACCCGAGGCAUCAUGGCAUGCAGACUAUCGCGACACUGCGUAUAUCUACAUUGGAGGGCUCCCGCUUGACCUUUCUGAGGGCGACAUCAUCACCAUCUUCUCCCAAUACGGCGAGCCAGUUCACAUCAACCUACUUCGAGACAAAGAGACAGGAAAAAGCCGCGGAUUUGCCUUUCUCAAAUACGAGGAUCAACGAAGUACGGAUCUUGCGGUGGAUAACCUGGGAGGUGCGACAGUUCUCGGACGAAUGUUGCGGGUGGACCAUGCCCGGUACAAACGAAGGGAUGAUGAGGAAGAAGGCGACAAUGUCGCAAGAUUAAUGGGCGAUCCGACGACUAGCCAGAGCAAAGACGACGGCAAUGAUGAUCGCCAUGGGCGGAAGGGGCCGCGCGAUAACGAAACGAAGGAAGCGCGACCCAUGCUCAAGGAAGAAAGGGAACUUCAGGACUUGAUUCAAAACCACGACGAUGAAGAUCCCAUGAAGGAGUUCCUGAUAGAGGAGAAGAAAGAGGAGGUUGCACUUGCGCUAGCAAACUACCGAGAAAGCAAGCGCUCCUCCCAUCGACGUGACGACAGCAGAGACCGUUCCAGCCGUCAUCAUCGACACCAUCGUCGACAUCGCUCUCGCUCCGCGGAGCACAGGCACCGGCGCGAUCGUUCCCGGAGCAAGGAGAAAAGACCAAGGCGGCGGUCAGCUGAACGUGAGCCGGAAUCCCGAAAAGAUAGCACUGCGGAACACGAUGAACGUCAUCGGCGAACCCGAACUGGCAGGGAAGACCAGUCCAGAGGUGAACAUUCGGUCGAGCGCUCCCGCUCAUCGCGUUCGCGGAGGAACCGUAGUGAGCGAGACCGCCAUGACCACCGUCGCUGA
Penicillium diatomitis is the source of this 930-nucleotide messenger RNA. RefSeq names its product IST3 family RNA-binding protein. The transcript is spliced from 2 exons. The coding region runs from base 1 to 930 and encodes 309 amino acids. Gene Ontology annotation, molecular function: RNA binding. Gene Ontology annotation, biological process: mRNA splicing, via spliceosome. The record is from RefSeq and is a predicted model, not a curated record. Gene Ontology annotation, cellular component: catalytic step 2 spliceosome; precatalytic spliceosome; U2 snRNP. Lineage: Eukaryota; Fungi; Ascomycota; Eurotiomycetes; Eurotiales; Aspergillaceae.